Messenger RNA from Epinephelus lanceolatus (giant grouper), 2444 nucleotides. RefSeq names its product phosphodiesterase 9ac (gene pde9ac). NCBI's taxonomy places the organism in Eukaryota, Metazoa, Chordata, Actinopteri, Perciformes, Serranidae. Gene Ontology annotation, molecular function: 3',5'-cyclic-nucleotide phosphodiesterase activity. The record is from RefSeq and is a predicted model, not a curated record. Gene Ontology annotation, biological process: signal transduction.
UCCUCUGUCUCCUCCUCUGUGGCUCUCCUUUUGUGUGUGUUUGUGUCCGUAUGUGAGUCAGCUGCAUCCUUGGCACCUGGGACAUUACCUCCAGUCUCCACAGGGGAAGCUGCGUCGCUGACACUGUUUGUUUAUCGGGGCUUUGAGCCAAAGUCUCUGCGGGUGUGUAAGAGAGGAGAGGGAGGUCAACAUGGGCUCCAGCUCCUCCUCCUAUGCCCCCAAAACCAUUUACCUGGAUGUGGAUGGGAAAGUGCAAAAGGUGGUGUUCAGUCGGCACUGCAGCCCAUGUGACAUCAAGGAGCUCUUGUGUUCCUCGUCUAACAUUCCCAGGAACACUGCUAUUAUGAUGGUGGACCCAGAGGGAGCCAUGGUCUCCAUAGAUCCCACCAUGCCCACCAACUCACCAAACUGUCUGUACAAAGUCGUCCCUCUGUCUUCUGGUCAGCUUGGAGAGAAGGAGGACAUGUUUCAGAACGUGUUGUCCCAGGUGGCUGAUCAGUUCAGCAGAGCCUUUCGCAUCAACGAAUUGAAGACUGAGGUCACCAACAGGCUAGCAAUGCUGGAGAAGAGAGUGGAACUGGAGGGCUUGAAGGUGGUGGAGAUUGAGAAGUGUAAAAAUGAUCUGAAGAAGCUACGAGAUGAGAUGACUUCAAGGGGUGGCAGCAGAGUGAACUGUCCAUGCAAAUACAACUUCUCAGACGAUGGGAAGAAAGUCACUCCUAGACGAGAUGUCCCCAAUUACCCGAAGUACACACUGUCUCAGGAGACCAUUGAGGCGCUCAAGAAGCCAACGUUUGAUGUCUGGCACUGGGAACAUAACGAGAUGCUAAGUUGUUUGGAGUAUAUGUACCAUGACUUGGGACUGGUGAAGGAAUUCAACAUGAACCCGAUCACACUCAAACGCUGGCUGUUGGCAAUUCAGGAGAACUACCGUAACAACCCUUUCCACAACUUUCGCCACUGCUUCUGCGUUAGUCAGAUGAUGUAUGGCAUGAUUCACCUCUGCAACCUACAGGAGAAGCUGACUCUCACAGACAUGGGGAUUCUAAUGACAGCUGCAGUGUGUCAUGACCUGGACCACCCUGGCUACAACAAAACGUACCAAAUCAAUGCCCGCACAGAGCUGGCAGUGCGCUACAACGACAUAUCUCCACUAGAGAACCAUCACUGUGCCGUGGCCUUCCAGAUCCUUUCUCUUCCUGAGUGCAAUAUCUUUGCAAAUGUGGAUCCUGAGGCCUUCAAACAGAUCCGACAGGCAAUCAUCACCCUCAUCCUGGCCACCGACAUGGCCAGACAUGGGGAGAUACUAGACUCCUUCAAGCAAAAAGUGGAUAACUUUGACUUCACCAAUGAGGAGCAUGUGACAUGUCUGAAGAUGGUUUUGAUCAAGUGCUGUGACAUUUCCAACGAAGUGAGGCCCACUGAGGUGGCUGAGCCAUGGGUGGACUGCCUAUUGGAGGAGUAUUUCAUGCAGAGUGACAGGGAGAAGUCAGAGGGUCUCCCUGUGGCUCCCUUCAUGGACAGAGAUAAAGUCACCAAACCCACUGCUCAGAUUGGAUUCAUCAAGUUUGUCCUCAUCCCGAUGUUUGAGACUGUCAUGAAGCUUUUCCCUCAGAUUGAGGAGAUCAUGGUUCAACCUUUGAGAGACUCUCGAGACCACUAUGAGGAGCUGAAACAGAUUGACGAUGCCAUGACAGAGGCACAGAAGAAAAAAACUGAAAAUAUGUCAUUAGGCGGGAAGAAGAAGUAAGCUCUGCAGUGAGCGAGCGCAGUGGUAUCUGUGGGUCUUCGUUUGUGAUCAAACUCAGGAAAGACUUUAAAACAUCUGAGUGAGGCCUCGGCGAAGACGUUCUGAGCUGUGUUGUGAAGAUGCCAGAUGGAUCAAGAUAAGAAGGGAGAGAAAAGAGACUGCUUGGCUGCAUGCUGAACUAAACUUAGGCAUCAAGAUGGCACAUCUUGAACUUUGACUUAGACUUUUGCACUGGAUGUAACAGAGGGGGAGCUGCUGACCCCUGUGUAUAUGUAUGGUGUUUAUGUUGUUCACUCUACGCUUUUUUUAAAAUUUCAUAGUGCCUCAAGAGUUUGAAGAUCCGGUUUCUCCAAGAGCGAUUCUAUUUUAAGACUGAUUACCAUGCAUUUAAAGAAUAUACAACAGCUGCAAAAUAGGCCUCAUGGAAAAACAUUUCCACAACUGUAACUGAUCAUAUAUGUGGUCCUAAUUUUUCAAAUAGAGGAAUGAAAUUAACCAGAGUGGGAUGUUUUCACCUCACUGUAGCAAUACAUGUUUGAUUGAUAUGGUGCACUGAGUGUUUUUCCAAAGAAUAAUGCAGCUUCGCACCUUUUUUGUUCACACACACUGAGCAGUUCAUUAAACCAUCACAAGUCUUUGUGUAUUCUCUUACCUUCCAAACCUUUUCAAUAAAAUAAAGCCACACAGGAGCACA